This is a messenger RNA of Alternaria ventricosa, 648 nucleotides long. RefSeq lists its product as uncharacterized. The transcript has a single exon. Gene Ontology annotation, molecular function: RNA-DNA hybrid ribonuclease activity; nucleic acid binding. The record is from RefSeq and is a predicted model, not a curated record. Lineage: Eukaryota; Fungi; Ascomycota; Dothideomycetes; Pleosporales; Pleosporaceae. Bases 1 to 648 code for a protein of 215 amino acids. Gene Ontology annotation, biological process: DNA replication, removal of RNA primer.
AUGCCCUACAACGAGUACGGAGAAGAAAUCCGGCGUCUCUACGUGCCGUCUGGAGACCGUUGCUCUUCUUCCGUCCCGCUAUCCGAGCUAGUCUUCUACAACGCCGACAAAAAGAUCUCCCAACUACGCAUGAAAGUCAUGUCCAAGCCAGACCCGGUCCCGGACGAGACAAGCCUAGUAGUCUUCAUCGACGGUGCUUGUCGCAAUAACGGUCAACCAACAGCGAGAGCUUCGUGGGGCGUCUACUUCGGUCCCGCCUCUCCCUACAACACAUACGGUCUACUUUACGACUUUCUGCCUCAAACGAGCACACGUGCGGAGAUCGAGGCUUUCCACCGAGCGCUUACCAUCAUCCGCAAGAUUACGGACGCAGACCUUAGGCUAUCCAGGAUCAAGAUCGCAACCGACUCAAGCUUCUUGGUUAAUGCGAUGAGUCAGUGGAUGGAACGCUGGAUCGAGAAUGAUGGGGUGGGUUCCAAUGGCACACCAGUCGCGCAUUUCAAAGUACUGAAAGAUCUGCACGAUACACUGGACCACAUGGAGUAUAGUGACGAGGCGGGCGGUAGAGAGGUGCAGUUCUGGCAUGUACCAAGGGAGAUGAACCGAGAGGCAGAUGCAUUAGCGAACAAGGCUCUCGAUGAAGCUUAA